UCUCUCUCAUAAGAGCAACGCAUGCACAAACACUCGCGCACACACCCACCUACCACGCAGAGACACAACCUCAGGCGCGCUCACACACACGCAGACACACACGCAGGCACAGAAGGGCACACUGAGCAACCUCAUCUACCAGCUCCAAGACACAGCCAGAGCCAGCUAAAAGACACAGCCCUGUAACAGCAGACCAGCAUGGAUUAUCUGAAGAAGGGAUUCUCCAUGGCCAAGGAAGGCGCGGUGGCUGCAGCGGAGAAGACCAAGGCAGGGGUGGAGGGGGCAGCUGCCAAAACCAAGGAGGGGGUAAUGUAUGUGGGCAACAAGACAAAGGACGGAAUGGUAGCAGGUGUGAACACAGUGGCCCAGAGAACAACUGACCAAGCCAAUAUUGUCGGGGACGCAACGGUCGCCGGAGCCAAUGAGCUGUCUCAGCAAACAGUGGAAGGGAUGGAGAACGCAGCGGUGAACUCCGGAUUGGUGAACCAGAGUGACUUCUCUCAGGGAGCUGAGCAGGCAGGACAGUAGGAGUGUUGGUUCUGACAUCAGUGAUCUGCAGCAGCCUCCCUCGUCCUCUCUUCCGGAAGAAAUACCGUGUUAGAUGCUGCUCGACCUGCGUUUCCCAUUGCCAACUCUUGUUUCUGGGGAGGACUACCAACCCCGGUGUGCCCCCCUCCCUCUGAUGCUUUCUUUGUGUGACUCGAUGGAAACUAAACAUUCUGAAAGAUCCUCCCCAUCCACAACAUCCCUCACCAUACAAGCUACACAUUCCUGCCCCGUAUACCUUUACCGUCCAUGUCCCUCACCCCUGACUAUUACCCACCUUACCACUGUGACCCCCACCCCCCCAUUCCCUUUGCCCACCACUCCAGGUCAUCCUACACGAUACCACACAUACACAUACACAAACAUACAGUUCACACAUGCAUACACACCAGGACAUUGAGAAAGACUUGGCAGAACAAUACUUUUAGUAAUACUUUUCUCCGAGAGGGUUGGCAAUGUGAGACUUCCUGGUAGUGUGCACUCUGUCAGAUAAUGUAACACCGGUACUUAUACAGUAGAUGUACUUAUGUCAGUGUAUGCGUUGGUCAGGUUUGUUGAUGAAGAUGUGUGUUGAAGUGAGUUCAUUUAACCCCUUGUGUCUUAAUGCCUGACGCCCCCUCAUCCUUAUUGUGACAGAACAGAGGGUGACACUUUAUUUAGAUAGCCCGGAUUUUCCAUCUGUAGGCGCUCUACAGAUGGCCAUGCGAUCAGCAAACUAUCUUGCUAAGGUUACUGCUAGGGUUAGGUUUAGAAUACGGGUUAGGGUUUAGUAGAUAGUUAGUUGAAAUGUUACUGAUAGUCUAUAGAUUGUCCAUCUGUCGAUACUCUACAGACUAUCCAAAUAAAGUGUUGCGAAACAGGGUUCAGGGUCAGAGUGAAGGUGAAGUUAUGGAUUAACAGCUCCCCCAUCACAUGACCCAGGCCGUCUCGCACAUGCCUACCUCAAGACGUGAAUACGAGUAGUCGACAGGUCAAAUACCUUGACAUCCCGUACAUCUGGUCUUCGAGGAAUACAAUUUCUCCGCCCCCUCAUCAUGCUUUCACUCUGAUCCUUCAUUCAAGCGACGGCUACAGGUCACUCAACAGUGUACCCUCUGCCCCCCUCCCCCCUGUCUGUCUGCUUUCGGUGACUUGAACAGGUCUUUUAAACCAUCGCGGUGUUUGUCCUUUUGAAGCCGUCUCAAACGAGACUGCGUGUUGCCUUACUAACAUCCAGACACAUAGACUCAGACACACAUUCAUUGGGACUAAAAACACAACCUCAGACACAUUCAAAUUCACCUAUUGCACACACGUAUCCAAGAAUUAGAGGUUACAUACACACUGACACACACGUUCAUCCAAAAAUGCAAAAUAUAUAUGUUGGCAUCAAAGCAGACUGCUUCUUUUAUAAACAGUACAACUGAACUGAAAUAAAUACAAUUUUAUUUAAAUCCAAAAUGAU
Messenger RNA from Oncorhynchus keta (chum salmon), 1990 nucleotides. Its product is annotated as synuclein-like. Gene Ontology annotation, molecular function: cuprous ion binding. Gene Ontology annotation, biological process: synaptic vesicle endocytosis; chemical synaptic transmission; synapse organization. Gene Ontology annotation, cellular component: neuronal cell body; cytoplasm; axon terminus. The record is from RefSeq and is a predicted model, not a curated record. Lineage: Eukaryota; Metazoa; Chordata; Actinopteri; Salmoniformes; Salmonidae. Bases 199 to 528 code for a protein of 109 amino acids. The transcript is spliced from 5 exons.